GCCUUAAAAAUGGCGGCCGUCAGUGCAUGACUGGCCGUGGUCACAAAGGAAUUUUAGUACUCUCUAGCUCGGCGAUUGUUUACAAAAAGCUUGUGAUUGUAUCACUAUCAGGUCUUACACUUAGACUUUGUUUUCGUAAAAAAAGCAAAAUACCCCCGUGUUUUUAUGCUUAAAUUCCAGAAAUUUACCGUAAUCGAUCAUCGUACAUGUCGUAUGACUAUGAGAUGACAGCGCGGAUUAACGUUACGGUUUAACUUAACGCUCACAUUCGAAUGUACCUGCACACGUGGGUCAAACGAAUUUCGGGUCAAACCAGCAAGGCCGGCUGAAUCUGAGCUUUUUAUUUCUCCGUGAUAUAUCUGAGUAUUUUAGUACAUGAUCUGAGUGCUGGUCCACGCGUGAAGAUUUGUGGUGCAAGAUUCUCCCCCAAGUUCUUAUAAUUAUGGCAGAACAUAGUCAAGAAACUGAAGCACAGCAAGUGUCUGUACUUGCACCUCAAGAGCAUUCACUAGCACCUGCUGUUGAACUUGGAGACGAGAUGGAAGUACAACCUGUUGGUACAAGCAGUCCCCCCGGUGUCUCCUCCCCCAUAGCCUGUACUGAACAGAAAGAAGAUGAUGCACAAGAGAGGGUUGAAUUAGAAGAGAACAAAUUAGAGCAGUCUGAACAUGAACUGCCUCUCAGCAGACAAAGUACUCAUUUACAGGAAGAAGCCAGCCCAAGUGUUUCAGAGACAAUACCCUCUGUGAAUCAGUGUCAGGAAGAUUUGCCAGAAGAAGUCUGUAAUUCUCAUCAUGAAGCAGUUGAUGUCUCUAUCUCCCCUAAUCCAGCAGAUAAUAAAAACAUGGGUAUGGAUCAGGAAACAGUCUUUGCUGCAUAUACUAACAGCAUUCAGACAGUGACGGAAUCCAAGACUGAUGAAGGAGUAAAUGAUGCUGAUGCCAUCAAGUCUGACAGCGGAGAGUUUUCAGAAUUGCUUGAACCAGAUGAAUCACAAAGUCUUCAGGAAAUUGUUCCCAUCGAGGUGGGACGAUCCCCAGAAAAUCAUCCAGAAAUUGAGGAUACUGAUAACACAAUUAAAGAUGCUGAUAACACAAUUAAAGAUGCUGAUAACACAAUUAAAGAUACUGAUGACACAAUUAAAGAUGCUGAUGACACAAUUAAAGAUACUGAUAACACAAUGGAAGACUCAUGUUCUCUUCAGGCUUUCAAGGAGCCUGAGGUAGACCCUCUUGGAGGAGAAGACCAAUGCCCACAAAACUAUGUUACUGAAGAGCAAAACCCUUCCAGCCACGAAUUGUCAGUAGGUGAACCACAGCCAGUUUGUGAGAACCUGACAGCAGUGGAAGAGGAUGUAAAAGCUUCCUCUUCGGAAAAUCAAGACCCUGUUGUUCCUACUGCUGUCACUCCUGAAGGUAUCACUGCAGCUUUGAUCAGUGACGAUACCAGCUCCAGCCAAGAUUUCAUCAAAGAUGACACGCUGCAAGCCAAACCAUUGGCCACUUUGGAUGCAACUACUGAUGCCAGUGGGAGAAGCACCCCCAAUAUUGAAGUCUUGAAGGACUUGACAGGGAGAGACAGUCCAAGUAUCAGGCCACUCAAGGAAGAUUCAGGACGGGACAGCCCCAGUCAGAGAUCCAGACGGAGAAUAGGACGAGACAGUGUUGUCACUGAAGCUAAUGAGGCAAAUUUGGGCAUAUUCCCAGCUGAGAAUUUGUUUGAGUAUCAGUGGCCUCAGGAGAAAGGCUCAGAGUGGUACUUUGUCCAGGAACAAGUCAGCGAGUUUCUUCAAGUCAAGUCAUUCAAGCGAAAGUAUCCAGACCUAGAAAGAAGAGUGAUGGACAUAAGUGAGAAGGAUUUUCUUCGAGAGAGAGGGGUUGUCACCGAGGAGCAAGUCACAUUAGGACUGACAGCGCUACGUGCAGAUGAGGUAUAUGACUUGAUGCUGAAAGAUGCACCGGAUAAAUCAGCUGAAUAUGCUCGAGUUCUGCAUGAAAAAGAGAAGCAAAACAUCAGCAACAAACACAAACAAUAUGAAGCACCAUCCGUUGACUCCAACAAAGUUCAAGAGUAUGUCAAGAAGGCAGUCAGGCAGGCCGCUGAGUACAACUCAGCCUUGAUGGCUGAACGCAGGGAAGAACGACAGUACUACUUUGACAUGCAGACCCUGACAGUACAGAUGCCAGCCAGUAGAAUGAAGAGACAUGAUAAAGAGAUAACCAAACUGGGCCCAUACCCUGUGGCCGUCAUACCCGGACAGUAUCAGAACUACUAUCGCAGCUACUCAUCUGAUGAGUUGAAGUAUUUCCCUCUGAAUACCUCUCUGUAUGGUCCCAUGGCACCACGCCGACAGACAGACCUUGCACCACCCCUAAGCAAUGAUGAACCUGACCAGUCUGAUAAUGAAACCGUUCUGUCGACUGAGAAUUUUGACUCGUCUAGUGACGUAAGUGACCGUGACCAACCCACUCCCAUGGACAUGGACAGUCAUGGCAAUGUGGAGCUAGAUGCUGGUGAUGAUAGGACAGCCAACAUCACACUGCCUAAUGAUUCAUCUUGUGUCUAUAAGCCCAAAGACAUUCCUAAUGCUAUCUGUGGCCUGUGUCUCAAGAACAGCUCUGAGAAUAAGAUGGGUGUACCAGAGAAGAUGAUCCAUUGCUCACAGUGUGACAAUAGUGGUCAUCCGUCAUGCUUAGACAUGACUCUGUCUAUGGUGGAAGUGAUACAGACCUAUCCAUGGCAGUGUAUGGAAUGCAAAACAUGCUUCCAUUGUGGAGACCCAACACAUGAGGACAAAAUGAUGUUCUGUGACAUGUGUGACCGAGGCUAUCAUACCUUCUGUGUUGGCUUACAAGACAUCCCUACAGGUUUAUGGGCGUGUGAGAGUUGCCAGAUGAGGGACGUGCCAGCUGCACUUGCCCCUCAUGUUCCCACCCCACCCCUGCCCCCUACCCCACCCCCAGCAGAGCCCAGCCUAGGCGAGGAACCCCCGUCCCCUCAACCAGCUGAGUCUACUCCGUCCAACAAGAAGAAGGGACGUAGAUCAGCUACGCCAGUAUCUGUGACCAAACAGUCCACUCCAGGGGGGAAGAGGUCCAGGACAUCUACACCCACACCCAAGAGAGUCAAGAAGAAGUAGAAAGACAUCAGACAUGUGGCCGAUACACUCACAGACUCAAAGUCUUCAAAGUGAAAGCUUAAUAGUGUUAGCUCUGACAGUUCUUGAGAUCAGUUAGUAAGCAGUACAUUGGGGAUGUUGACGAUUACUUUACCGACAUAAGCCGCAUUCGCAAUGGACUUAAUUUUGUAAAAAGGUUACUGCGAGUGAUUGUUAUUAUUCCAUUGUGGUCAGUCUACUGUGCGUCUGCACUUGGAUUGAUUUCGGCCCACGGAAAGUCAUUCAUUGCAUAAACGUCACCUUGCCAUGCCCUCUCAGAAUCUUUUAGGGCACCCAGCUAUUGACCUUUUAACCUAACACUGGAUGUGGUUGUCGAAAAACAAUACUGCAGAACACAGCAGAAAUACGGUAGAAUCUCACAGGCAGUGUGUAAACCUAUGCUUGUGAAUUACAAAGGUUAAUACAGGUGACCCACACGGCAGUCACGUGAUCAUAAAGUUUGCAAGGAACUUUUCAAUGAUGUACAACUAACAAUGUAAUUUUUUCGUAACCGGGUUGGCCCUGUAAAACUUACCGCUGCGGACCGUUAGACCUACAAUCAACAGUCGACACUUGACAUUUAAGGAAGUUUACCAGCGGUCUGCACUGGACUUCAUUUGGUUAAGGCGACAACAGUCUCUGUUAGUUUUACCAAACAAGUCCCAUGUGAACAUUCAAGUAAAAAAAGAAUUCAUCUUUUGAAACCUAGUUUAAAAAAGUAAGCUUUCUGUAAUCUAUAGUUCUGCUAUAUAGCUUUGGUAGAAUGUCUUCUGGGUAUUUUAGGGGUAUUAUAGUUCAUCGACGUGAACAUGUUUCAGUGUUUUAUGUUGUAGGUUAACUGAGGAUGACUCAACUCCAAACAGGGCAUUGUGAUUUUUUUUAAAGUUCCAUUUUCUUUUUUCCUGGGAUGUGUAUAUCAAGAUACUACUCAGCACUGAGCGAAGUAGUUGGGUGUAGCUAGUUUUGGUGGGGGUUGUGUAGUGUGAAAUUUGGACUGAACGUAGUACGACCUCCUUGGUUGCAUUGGGCAUGCCCAAGUGGAAGUAAUGACAGUGACAGUCAUGUGUCAGGGUUAGAAUCCUGACAAGGUAAACAAGACCAGAUGUUGACAAUGGGACUGCAUUUUUUCUAUUCAAGAUUACUGUAAUACCAAGUUUGGAGGUACACACAUCUAAUAAAAAAAUAUUCUAUAUGCAUGUAUUUUAAGAAUGUUACAGCACUCUCGAAUAGACCACUUACUAAUGUUCCUCUGUAAUAUGCAUGAGUAGACCUGUUGUGCUUUCAUUGUCAGUGUAUUGGAAUGACAGAACCUGUCCUUUUGGGGGGUGCAAUAUGCAAGGGGAUUGCAACCAUGGAUAGAAGUCAGAGACUGGCAAAAGCAUACAGGCAACUUUCUGUAUUGAUGACAUCAAUGUGUGGGAUCGUUGGCCGUUAUCAGAGUGCUUUUCAAAUUAAUGCCAUUUUAGCAUCUUGGAGGCCAUUGCACUUCUCAUACUAUACAGUCUGGUUUCCUGUCUAAAUACGAGUUCCAGCUAGACAUAGGACGUACUUCCACGGUAUUGCAGGGUUUUAUUUUGAACUCUCUUCCAUGAAGGAUCACGCAUGACAAGUUUAUACACAAGGAAAUUUGUUAUAUGUUGUAGAUCUUCUUGAAUGUACAUGUAUUGUUGAUGAGAGGGAAAUAAACUAAACCAGAAACUGAAA
Messenger RNA from Patiria miniata (bat star), 4861 nucleotides. RefSeq lists its product as uncharacterized. NCBI's taxonomy places the organism in Eukaryota, Metazoa, Echinodermata, Asteroidea, Valvatida, Asterinidae. The coding region runs from base 443 to 3139 and encodes 898 amino acids. Gene Ontology annotation, cellular component: npBAF complex. The record is from RefSeq and is a predicted model, not a curated record. The transcript is spliced from 13 exons.